AUGAGCAAGAAUGAACACACCGGUGGAGAUUCAAAUCUUACCGUCGCGCCCAGCUCAUUGUGGACACGCGCCACUGCUGCACGUCAAAUUUGGCGCACGUUCACGACCGCUCUAGCCACAUCUCCACCACUGACACGGACGGUCGCCGACGUUUUCCGCCACCAUCGCCAACUCAGCCGCGACGUGCAGCAAUACCAACACGGAACCUCGCCCGACCCAAACGCGCGUCCCCACUGGGAGCGCGUUCGCGACCGCUUUCUGCAGCACCUUGACCGCGGACGGCCUCCACCACCUGCAUUCUCGCCAAUGCGACGACCAUGCAGACCUGCCAUUGGAACGCCAAUACUGCGCCUGGCCGACCACAAAACACACGCCCCCCCUGCGCACGCAGUUUCCUCCCCCCUCUGGCUCAGGUUUCACGAUCGCGCGUGGCUUGACCACCACGCGGACCUCCCGGCGUGCCAACACCAAUCCCGCGCUGAGCUUCUCGCAAAACACGCGCACCCACUCGGUGCAUAUUUUUCUCCACUAUUUUACUUACACUUUGCUGACAUCCAGCAGUCCCAACACUGCACCUCGCCUGACCCAAAUGCGCGUCCCCACUGCGUGCGCAAUUCGGUGCGCGUUCGCGGCCCCUCUCCACAGCACCUCGACCGCCGACACCCUCCACCACCUGCAUUCUCGCCAAUGCGACCACCACGCGGACCUGCCGUUGGAACGCCAAUACCGCGCCUGACCCACCGCAAAACACGCGGCCCCGCUACGCGCGCCGCCACCUCGACCCUCUCCCUCACACUUCGCGACCGCGCGCGGCUUAACCAACAUGCGGACCUCCCGGCACGCGAAUCCCAAUGCCGCACCUAG
Sparassis crispa is the source of this 864-nucleotide messenger RNA. RefSeq lists its product as hypothetical. The record is from RefSeq and is a predicted model, not a curated record. Lineage: Eukaryota; Fungi; Basidiomycota; Agaricomycetes; Polyporales; Sparassidaceae. The transcript has 2 exons. Bases 1 to 864 code for a protein of 287 amino acids.